Sparassis crispa is the source of this 783-nucleotide messenger RNA. RefSeq lists its product as hypothetical. The record is from RefSeq and is a predicted model, not a curated record. The transcript has 3 exons. Lineage: Eukaryota; Fungi; Basidiomycota; Agaricomycetes; Polyporales; Sparassidaceae. Bases 1 to 783 code for a protein of 260 amino acids.
AUGGAGCGGUAUUGUGGUGCGUUGCAGCCAGCGAUACGAAGCCGUCGACAUCCAUAUGCCUGCCUGAAUCGCUACGUGCUUGACAAAGCCCGCCUCACUCAGAUCAAGCUCAUCUACGGGAUCAAGACUGAGCUUUCAUUUGCGGUCCCAUACAUCGAGACAGGAACGAGUAUACCUGGAUAUCCCACCUGUGUCGUUCUCCCCACACGCCGCAUCACAUCGCUGGACCAGGGAUUACUCAAGCAGCUCCUUGCCACCCUUUGCACUAGAUUCUCUGCCCCGGCUUCUACAAUCCGAAAGGUGCUGUCCCCGCAAGUCGAAGAAUGGAGUAAACUACGUAUCCUCAAUGAUGGAGACACCAUACGGGCAGCCGAGUCAGAUUGCAGGGCGGAGGACGAACGAGAUGCCUCAUUUGUACGAUAUGAGUUGUUGGUAGACAAGAACGCAAGGUACCAUAACCGUCCCGUCGUGCUCGAGAAGACGACAUUCUACGGACAAGUCCGGCGACUUUUCAUCUGCAAGCUCAAUCGCGCUCCCUCCAUCGGCUUGCAGCAGCCUUCCACAAGUGUCUUAUUGGCGGCCAUUCGCACUUGUGAUAUUGAGGAGACAGACAAUGUUCUGGAUAUUCACUACUACUCGAAGAUGGGUCGCCUCGACAUUGUUGACAUCACCACUAUCCAAUGCGUGGUAGGGCGCGUUCACGACAGGCAGCGGUGGGCCGUGAUAGAUCGCAGCGGUACCCUUUCGCGUGCGAUCUACAUUGAUGAUACAGUGUCGGGUUAA